This is a messenger RNA of Aspergillus puulaauensis, 1647 nucleotides long. RefSeq names its product MFS transporter. The record is from RefSeq and is a predicted model, not a curated record. The transcript has a single exon. Gene Ontology annotation, molecular function: transmembrane transporter activity. NCBI's taxonomy places the organism in Eukaryota, Fungi, Ascomycota, Eurotiomycetes, Eurotiales, Aspergillaceae. The coding region runs from base 1 to 1647 and encodes 548 amino acids. Gene Ontology annotation, biological process: transmembrane transport.
AUGUCAAAACCCUCCCAACAAUUGUCCGGCAAGGGCUUGAACGACUUGAACGACGGUAGAAACGCUACCCAAGAUGAGAGGACCAAGUCAUGGGUUGUAGGAGGCAAGUACCGUGAGGAAACAGAGAAGCUGGCCACACACACCUCUGGUCGGGGAGAGGCUGAAGAAGUCGACUUUGACUUCCCGCCGACUGCCAUUGAGCCCCGGCAUAUGGAGAAGACCAACGAGGAUGUGCUCGAGUUGACCUUCCUCGAGGGUGACCCUGAGAACCCAUUCAACUGGCCUCUGGCCAAGAAGGCGUUCAUCUCGGUCCUUCUCUGUAUGAUGACGCUGUUUGUUGGUCUCGCUACAACGGCCUACAGUUCCGGUAUCGACAGCAUGACAGCGGAGUUCGGCGUGUCGAACACAAUGGGCCAGCUGGGUUUGUUCUUCUUCAACUUUGUCUGUGCUCUGGCUCCGCUCUUCCUCGCUCCGUUCUGUGAGUUGGUUGGACGACGAGUCAUCUAUGUUGGCGCCUUCAUCCUGUUCUCUAUCAUGUUCGUUGGUCUCGCCCUAGGCAAGAAUAUCGGGACAAUCCUCGUCUGCCGCGCCCUUCUCGGUCUCUUUGGUUCCGUCGGUACUAUCCUCGUCGGCGGCACCUUCAGCGACAUGUACACGCCCGACACGCGUGCCGUCCCCAUGGCGUCCUUCACCUACGUCGCCAUCCUCGGCACCGUCGGCGCCCCGAUCUACGCCGGCUUCAUCGACCAAGCCAUCGGCUGGCGCUGGAUCGAAGGAAUCCAGGGUCUAGCCAACAUCCCACUCAUCCUCUGCGUCGCCCUCUUCCUCCAAGAAACCCGCGGCGGCGCAAUCAUGCAAAAACGCGCAAAGCUCCUCCGCGACCAAACCUCCGACGCGCGCUACAAGAGCAAAUCCGAACUCGAAGCCCCAACCCUCAAACACGCUCUCCACAACUCCUCCAUCAAAGCAGUGCACAUGCUCGCCACCGAGCCGGCCGUCUUCGCCUUCGGCCUCUGGAUCGGCUUCGCCUGGUUCGUGACCUUCCUCUUCCUCUCCGUCAUCCCCAUCACCUUUUCCGAAAAGCGUGGCUGGGGCGAAGGCGUCGCAGGCCUGCCCUACAUCUCCCUCUGCAUCGGCACAACAAUCGGCUUCGCAACAAACUUCAUCCAAAUCCGCAAAUACAAGGCCUUGUCCGCAGCGCAACAGGGCCGCCCCGUCGCCCCCGAGUCCCGCCUCUACGGCGCAAUGUUCGGCGCUGUCUGGCUCCCCGUCGGCCUGUUCAUCUACUCCUUCACGCAGUACGGCUACCUGCACUGGUCCGGUCCCGCGAUUGCACUAGCCCCGAUCGCCAUCGGCAUCUUCUACAUCUUCGAGUCGACAUACUCCUUUACAUCCGACUGCUAUGGCGACAGCUCCUCGUCUGCGAUUGCGGGCCAGGGAUUGAUGCGAAACACGCUGGGCGCUGUCUCGCCGCUCUUUGCGUCGCAGUUCUUCCAUAACGUGGGCAGUCAGUAUGCCGGGUUGAUUUUGGCGAUUGCGGCGACGGUCCUCGCUAUGAUUCCGUUUGCUUUCGUUAAGUGGGGCCCGAAGAUUCGCGCGAGGUCGAAGCUUGCUGAGAAUUUGGGGGAUGAGAAGGAGGUAUUGUAA